Molecule: messenger RNA, 264 nt
Organism: Zygotorulaspora mrakii
Lineage: Eukaryota; Fungi; Ascomycota; Saccharomycetes; Saccharomycetales; Saccharomycetaceae
Gene: TIM9
Product: protein transporter TIM9
Exons: 1
Coding region: 1-264 (87 amino acids)
Source: RefSeq, a predicted model, not a curated record
AUGGAAUCACUAAAUGGUAAAGAACAGCAGGAAUUUCAAAAGUUGGUGGAACAGAAACAAAUGAAAGAUUUCAUGCGUUUGUACUCCAAUUUAGUGGAAAGAUGUUUUGCAGACUGUGUAAAUGACUUCACCUCCGCCAAACUAACCAGCAAGGAACACAGUUGUAUUAUGAAAUGUUCUGAGAAGUUUCUCAAACAUAGUGAACGCGUCGGGCAGCGUUUUCAAGAACAAAAUGCUGCACUAGGUCAAGGUCUUGGUCGUUGA